CCUCCCCCCGCCCGCCCCCCGCCCCCCACCCGCCGCCAGGGAGCCGCAGCCGCCGCCGCCGCCGCCACCACUCCCGCUCUCUCUGCUCCGCCGCCGCCGCCGCUGCCGCCGCCGCCACAGGCUGAGUCUGCAGCCCCGAGAUCUCAGCCAUCAUGUCGAUAGAGAAGAUCUGGGCCCGGGAGAUUCUGGACUCCCGUGGGAAUCCCACGGUGGAGGUGGAUCUCCACACUGCCAAAGGUCUUUUCCGGGCUGCGGUGCCCAGUGGAGCCUCCACUGGUAUCUAUGAGGCCCUGGAGCUGAGGGAUGGGGACAAACAGCGUUACUUAGGCAAAGGUGUCCUGAAGGCAGUGGACCACAUCAACACCACCAUCGCUCCUGCCCUCAUCAGCUCAGGUCUCUCUGUGGUGGAGCAGGAGAAGCUGGACAACCUGAUGCUGGAGCUCGAUGGGACUGAGAACAAAUCCAAGUUUGGGGCCAAUGCCAUCCUGGGUGUGUCCCUGGCCGUGUGUAAGGCAGGGGCGGCCGAGAGGGAAUUGCCUCUAUAUCGCCACAUUGCUCAGCUGGCCGGAAACUCCGACCUCAUCCUGCCCGUGCCGGCCUUCAACGUGAUCAAUGGUGGCUCUCAUGCUGGGAAUAAGCUGGCCAUGCAGGAAUUUAUGAUCCUCCCAGUGGGCGCUGAGAGCUUUCGGGAUGCCAUGCGACUCGGGGCGGAGGUCUACCACACACUCAAGGGGGUCAUCAAGGACAAGUACGGCAAGGAUGCCACCAAUGUGGGAGAUGAAGGUGGCUUUGCCCCCAACAUCCUGGAGAACAGUGAGGCCUUGGAGCUGGUGAAGGAAGCCAUCGACAAGGCUGGCUACACAGAAAAGAUUGUCAUUGGCAUGGAUGUCGCUGCCUCGGAGUUUCAUCGUGACGGCAAAUAUGACUUGGACUUCAAGUCUCCUGCUGAUCCUUCCCGAUACAUCACUGGGGACCAGCUAGGGGCCCUCUACCAGGACUUUGUCAGGGACUAUCCUGUGGUCUCCAUUGAGGACCCCUUUGACCAGGAUGAUUGGGCUGCCUGGUCGAAGUUCACAGCCAAUGUAGGGAUCCAGAUUGUGGGUGAUGACCUGACAGUGACCAACCCAAAGCGUAUUGAGCGGGCAGUGGAGGAAAAGGCCUGCAACUGUCUGCUGCUCAAGGUCAACCAGAUCGGUUCGGUCACUGAAGCUAUCCAAGCGUGCAAACUGGCCCAGGAGAAUGGCUGGGGGGUCAUGGUGAGUCAUCGCUCAGGAGAGACCGAGGACACAUUCAUCGCCGACCUGGUGGUGGGGCUGUGCACAGGCCAGGAGAUGAAGGGGCAGCCACUGAGCUGCUUAUCUUUGGGCAUGUUUCAGAUCAAGACUGGAGCCCCGUGCCGUUCGGAGCGUCUGGCUAAGUACAACCAGCUCAUGAGAAUUGAAGAAGAGCUGGGGGACGAAGCCCGCUUCGCCGGACAUAAUUUCCGCAAUCCCAGCGUGCUGUGAUCCCUCUCCUUACCCGGAGACUUGGAACCCCUCUCCCAUCCUCCUGGAACCUCUUUCUUCCUGUCCUGCUCUGUGACAUCUCACCCUGCCAGCCGCCCCCCUGCCCCCCUGCCCCCCCCCCAGCUGACCUGCUGCGCUGUUCCUUGGCUUGUCCAGCCCCUGCUGUGUGCUCUCCCCUCUCUGGGUUCCACACUCUCCACUUCUCUGUCCUUUCUAUUCUGUCUCCUCAAACACCGGCCAUGGGACUGAGGAUUACAAGGGAGUCCAUGGAAGAACAGUCAGGGUCUGGGACAGGUGCAUCAGGGUUGGUUGGCGAGGCGUGUCCGGGGGGCCGUGCGUCUGUUUUCCUGUUUUCCGUGUUGCCCAUGAGCGGCGCCCCGAGGUGGAGGGCGUGCCGGCUGCGUGCGCGUGCCAGGCCUGGGCCUUUAGUGGGUUAUUUAUUCAGUUAUUUAUUGUUCAUUCCUCUUAAUUAAUUCAUCAUAUCUCCAUAACUCCGGAGUGUAAACCUGGCCUGACCGGAAGUGAGUGAGUGAGUGUGUGUGUGUGUGUGUGUGUGUGUGUGUGUGUGUGUGACGUGGCCGGAGAUCGGAGAUGGCCUGGGGCUGGGAGCUCUUGCUGGAACGGGAAGGGUGACAGAAAAGGGCCUUGCCCAUCGGCCCCCUUGCGUCUACCAGCCCUUAACCGAAGCCGCUCGGUCCAGAGGCGGGGCUGUGUUCCCUGGGGACGCUUCCCCCUAACUCUCUCCUCAGCCCCCGGCUCCCCUGUUCCUCCUCCAGCUGCACCAGAGCAAUGGCUCACUCCCCUGUGCCGGGUUCCACAGUUGCCACCCCCUCUGUGGCGUGGAAAUGAGCACCACCAUUAAAGUCUGAAUCACAGUG
Molecule: messenger RNA, 2383 nt
Organism: Mirounga angustirostris (Northern elephant seal)
Lineage: Eukaryota; Metazoa; Chordata; Mammalia; Carnivora; Phocidae
Gene: ENO2
Product: enolase 2
Exons: 12
Coding region: 153-1505 (450 amino acids)
Biological process (GO): glycolytic process
Cellular component (GO): phosphopyruvate hydratase complex
Molecular function (GO): magnesium ion binding; phosphopyruvate hydratase activity
Source: RefSeq, a predicted model, not a curated record